CCGACCAAAGUAGAAGUAAAAAUUUUCACUCCGAUCAGUACCGACAGAUAACUGAUACCGGAAAGCCGGCCGAGCGGGAUUGUACUAUUAAAAAAUUCCAUUAAUGUUACUCAACAUUCUCAAACGGGUUACCAUUCAAACCUACAGUGCCAGUAAUUUACAAAUUUGCCAAAAUAUCGUCGAACGAGCUCUAUCCCACCAGCGUCCGAUAUCGUUCAGUGUAUUUACCAAAGCCUUUUCGCAACUUUCCGGAAUGGUUAAGCAAGGCCCACGUCCGCUCGUAAUCUGCGGCCCGUCCGGGUCCGGAAAGAGCACCCUGCUGAAGAAGCUGUUCAAGGAGUUCCCCGACACGUUUGGAUUCAGCGUAUCGCACACCACCCGGAAACCGAGACCCGGAGAGGAGAACGGCGUACAUUAUCACUUUGUCUCGGUGGAAGACAUGCAGGUGGCUAUUGAAAAUGGAGAAUUCAUCGAAACUGCCGUUUUCAGUGGAAAUAUGUAUGGUACAAGCAAACAAGCAGUGGAAAACGUACAGCAGCAGGGUAAGGUCUGCGUGUUGGACAUCGAAAUCGAAGGAGUCAAACAGGUGCGCAAUUCGGAUCGAUUAAAUCCACUGCUGGUGUUUAUCAAUCCUCCCUCGGUGGACGAACUCGAGCGCCGACUGCGGGGACGUAAGACGGAAACGGAGGAAAGCUUACAGAAGCGUCUCAAUACGGCGCGGGUCGAGAUUGAGUAUGGUUCCACUCCGGGUAACUUCGAUAUCGUGGUCCACAACAAACACCUGAAGCAGGCGUACACGGACCUGCGGGACUUCAUCGUUCGGGAGCUGGAAACCCAACAGAAUCAAGGUAUCAACGUUAGUUUGACGCGUGUAACCCUGAAUGAAGACUAAACCCGUUUGGUGCUCCCCUUCCCGUUUGAUGAUAAAUGAGUGCAUUUUUUUGUCGGCGAUCGGCAGAAUCCACCAGUACCGGAAUGCUGACCUUUUUUGCAAUGCUACAUUUACUAACCCUAAUCUUACAUUUAAGCUACACAGUUGAUACCCUUUUCUCCACCGUACCUAAACUCGAUUGUAUUAUGAACGUACAUCAUUCCGCUUUUCUUAAAAAUCUCUCUGGAUAAUUUAACCAUGGUGCUAACUAUCUAGUUCCGGAGCUCUAUUCACGUAAGGUCAAAGCAACAAUACAAUUUUGUUUUAAUUGAGAAUUAACACGAUGAAUAAUUAGAUUGAUAUUAGACAGCGAUUGUUCCCAUAUUUCGCGAAAUUGGUUAGAAUAAGUGUUUAGAGUUAAAAUGAAAUUGAAUCAAUAUUUUCAAUCGAGAGGACAUUGAACUUUUUUAUUUCCUUUUUCAAAUCUUUACAUUCCAUUAUUGUUUUGCAUUUAUUAAGAGAUUUGCUUUUCUUUACAUUAAUAAAACGCAUUAUGAUUUUUUGCGCUUAUCGAACACUCUUGCAUCAGUUUAUAAUAAUAGUGCCAGAACAGAAGAGCUGAUGGGGUAUUUUCUUCAGUGUUGUGCUUGCUAACAUUUAUGAUGAUAGUGCUGCCGGAUGUAUCUCAACCGACACAACUAAUGAUCCCAGAAUAAUUAUACUACCGAGUUAGGCUGUUGAAAUUACUAACCUCACUCGUCUAUUUGUAUCAAUAACCAUUUAAUUUGCAUGAGUACCACUAAUGCUGCGACAAUGAUGGAUGGGCUCUCAACAGAUGAUGCUUGUUUUGCUCUAUUUAUUAGUGAGCUUCUUUUUACCUCUCAAAACACUUUCUGUCAGUCAGACAAUAUCACGAUGGCCAAUUGUUAAAAUAAAAUACAUAACUAACUAUAUAGGAAGAAUAUAACAUGAUAGAACAAACGACAAAUAUGUUGUCGCUGAGACGGUUUGAUUGUACUAUCUGACGGAAAGUUAGUGUUGGUGCUGUGUUUUUUGUUUUUGGAAUCCAAUCAAUAAUGUGCUUUAAUUACAUAGACGUUUGUUCGCCAGUUUGCUUUCAACACCUUUAUUUAUGUUUUUUUCUCUUUCAAUUUUCUUUUAUCUCUCCAUACAAUUCCAAACACAAUCAUUACAAAAUGUUGGUUCUUCGGGGUUAUUGAUGGCUCGCGCUUCCACAUUUUCUCCCAUUAAUUACUACCCUCUGCAAACAACAGACAACUUCUUCAUAUCUUCCAUAAUCACACAUAAAGGCUAUGAAGUGUAAGCGCCUCAUUAACCUUUCCUUCAAAACGCUUCACCUCUACUCUAGUCGUGGGUGAGGGCACAUUGCACGCGCGCGCCAAGGGAACCGAUCCCUAUAAUUUAUGCCAAUAUUGCUUUUCGUGUUAUGCACGCACGCCACAUACACUUACACAUAAACACAUCCACAAAAUCCUUCACGCACUCUCUCCUAGAUUUGUAAUGGCCAGAGAUAGUGUUCGGCCACAGAUAGUGAUGAACCCCGCACUGAUGAACUCUCAAACACUGCUACCCAACGGGAAAUCAUUUGGACUAGUGGCAACGAAAAGGUUCAAAGCAGUUAGCAGUAGGAAAAAAUAUAUGUAUGAAAAAAUAAUUACAACCUGAAGGAUUACUCCAUUUCCUUCUGCCAUAGUUAUUAAGUUUAUCAUUGGUAAACAUAGACCCCGCCUCCCCUCACAUGAAAGCUUUCCAAAUGCAAUGUUUUAACUCACAAUUACAAAUGUAACAAAACACGAGAAGCUUUUAUCUGUUAGCCAGUCAUGAAACAAUACACCGAAGAAAAGCUGCUAGUAUUACGGAACCUGGCCCCAAGGACGAAAGUUCAACCGCCGAGGAUGUUUACCUGUCAAUCUGAUGUCAUUAGGUUUUACUUUUCCGACGAAUUUUGUACCACUUUACACACUCUAUUAGGGAUUGAAAUAGAUUCAAAUUAUCAGACCCGGUCGUAGUUUUUAAGUGUUUUAGGCUACUGUCGUAAAUAGAUGAACGUCGUCCCUUAGCAAACACAAUGAGAAGGGAAUCAAUACAAAUCCUGUAAGCAUGAUUAUUGAUACGAGGUUUGAAUAAAUGAUACGCUUCUAGACAAUGUUAGACAAUGCGUAAUUGGA
Molecule: messenger RNA, 3060 nt
Organism: Armigeres subalbatus
Lineage: Eukaryota; Metazoa; Arthropoda; Insecta; Diptera; Culicidae
Exons: 4
Coding region: 104-892 (262 amino acids)
Biological process (GO): purine nucleotide metabolic process
Cellular component (GO): cytosol
Molecular function (GO): GMP kinase activity
Source: RefSeq, a predicted model, not a curated record